Molecule: messenger RNA, 1005 nt
Organism: Solanum pennellii
Lineage: Eukaryota; Viridiplantae; Streptophyta; Magnoliopsida; Solanales; Solanaceae
Exons: 1
Coding region: 109-840 (243 amino acids)
Source: RefSeq, a predicted model, not a curated record
AUUGUAUCAUAUAGUUGAAUUGAGAUAUCUAUAAAUACGCAGAGACGUAACUCUCCAAUAUAUCUCUGUUAUAUUGCACAACAAAAUAACAAGGAAUAACAAAACAGAAUGGGAAGACUGAACGGGGGUACAAAUGAGGGUAAACAACACUUCAGCCAUCAACACGUCUUGAAACAAAUUGUGAAUCCAACUGAAUUAACUCUCACUUGCAAUGCUUGUGAGAAACCAAACAAUACUAACAAGCCUUUCUACGGCUGCAACACCUGCCAAUAUUUCCUCCAUGAAAACUGUUUUAAUGCUCCGCGCAGUCUCAAUCACUCGUCUCAUCCUUCCCACCCAUUGAACCUUCGCCAAGUUUCGUCUUACGUGAGUGGUUCCUAUAUUUGCAAUGCUUGUGGCUCUGUUGGAAAUGGAUUUUGCUUUAACUGUGCUGAUUGUGAAUUUGAUAUUCACUUGCAAUGUGCAUCCUGUCCUAGCUCCAUACUUGUUGAUAAACACACGCAUCAAUUGGAGCUCCAUUACGGUUUUCCUGAGGAUAACGAAUAUGUUUGUGAUAUCUGCUUUGUAAGGAUGAACAAUGACAACUGGUUUUACUAUUGCGGUGGGUGUGAUUUCGCUUCACACUUGAACUGUGCGAUAAUUAGUCCUGAAGUCGGUGUUUUCCCCAAACAGCAGCGUCCAAAUCCAAAUUCAAAUCCAAAUCCAAGUCGGAAUUCUGGUGCGAGUGCAGCGGUGGAAAUGAUAAACUCAGUGAAUGAUGAUCAUGACCGGCUUAUAGCAGCGCAAAUUGGAGCUCAGAUUGCGGCACGAUCAAGACAGGCUAUGCUGGACUUAUGGUAGACAAUCACGAAUAUUUAUUUACAUAUAACUCUAUCGUGAUUAUCUACCUUCUUCUGUUUUUAUUGCAAAAAUAAAUGCUUUAUUAUUGUUAUCUUGUCAUUUCUCUUUCAGAUUUGUAUCUUUAAUUAUCAAGUUUAUCCAUUUUCCUUUUGGUUUCUAUGUUUA